GCUCUCCAUGUCAUACCCUCAAGCCCUCUGUCUCUCGCUCCCUUGUUCCCUCUUAUCCUCCCCACCUCGUAUCUUCGCUCUAGACUAACACCCCACUCACCUGUGAACCAUGACUGGCUCUACAGCGUCCGAAAACACCCCACUGCUUGCCCCAAAGCACACCCCCCUUCCCAAGUUCCAGCUGUUCAUCCUGCUCUGGGUGCAGCUCGCCGAGCCGCUCGCAUCACAGGUUAUAUACCCAUUCGUGAACAAGCUCGUUGGAGAACUCCCCAUCACCGGGGGCGACCCAGAGAAGAUUGGAUACUAUGCCGGCCUCAUCGAAUCGCUCUUCUUCGUGACUGAGGCGUUCACGGUCCUGCAUUGGUCCCGCCUCUCGGACCGCAUCGGCCGCAAGCCCGUUCUCCUGGUCGGCCUCUUCGGCCUGACAUUCUCGAUGAUCUCGUUCGGGAUGUCCAAGUCGUACUGGGCGAUCGUGGUCUCGCGCUGCCUCGCAGGCCUCCUGAACGGCAACGUGGGCGUGAUCAAGAGCAUGAUGGGCGAACUCGGAGAGGGAAACAUCGCACAGGCCAUGGCGCUGAUGCCUGUGACUUGGGCUACGGGUGCUACCAUCGGUCCCAUGAUCGGAGGACUCCUUGCCAACCCAUACGAAAACUACCCCAACACGUUUGGGAAAUUUGAGUUCUGGAAAACGUACCCCUACGCUUUGCCGUGCUUUGUGAUUGCUUUCUACUGCAUCUUUUCGUGGGCCUUGGCUUUCUUCUUCCUCCAAGAGGCAAGCAGCACAUCUGCUACGGUGAAACCGCGCCGUGCCGGCACCUCCGACGGAGCAGCUGUAGAGCACAAGGACCUCCCGCUCCGCGAACUGCUCACUCCCCGUGUCAUCACCGCAGUGUCCAACUACUCCCUGCUCGCACUGCUCGAUAUCGCACUGCGCGCGCUGCAGCCGCUGUUCUACACCAUGCCCAUCACCCUCGGCGGCCUGGGAUUCACGCCCGCUGUCGUCGGUCUGUGCCUCGGUGCAUUCGGGCUGUUCAGCGGGAUCUACCAGGCCACGGCGUUCUCCUCCGUGUACGACCGCUUUGGGACCAAAAACGUUUUCGUCGCUGCGAUGGGCACGUUCGUGCCCAUGUUCCUGCUCUUCCCGCUCAUGAAUCUGUCGGCGCUGCGGGCGGACCGUGUUGAUGGCUUGACGUGGGUGCAGUUGGUUCUGCAGAUGGUGUUGUACAUCAUCAUGGACAUGGGAUUCAGCUGCGCGUUCAUCUACGUCCGGGCGGCCGCGCCGAACCAGCACUCGCUCGGCGCCACCAACGGGAUCGCACAGACGUGCAUUUCCGUCGUGCGUGCCAUCGGCCCUGUCGCGUCGACCUCGCUCUUCUCCCUGUCGCUGGAGAAGAACAUCCUCGGCGGAUCGUUCGUGUACCUGGUCAUGGUCGUGCUCUCCGCGCUGGCCCUCGGCGCCACGGCGUACCUGCCAAAAACGCUCUGGGAAGUCCCGCAGAGCGAGCAAAACUAGCGAAGAAGUCUUUAGAGUGUCGUGUCUGGCUGGCUUUAGGGUUACAUGUGCUAGUCAUCCAAAAUCAAAACUGUUACAUUCGUUUGAAUCAGAGCCUUGUUUUCCGGCAAUGAACAUA
Molecule: messenger RNA, 1631 nt
Organism: Mycena citricolor
Lineage: Eukaryota; Fungi; Basidiomycota; Agaricomycetes; Agaricales; Mycenaceae
Source: the annotation of a GenBank genome assembly